CGGCGCGGGCUCCGCGUUCAAAGUGGCGGCGGGCGGGAGCGAUGGACGCGGACGCGGAGGCGCGGCGGGAGCCGGAACCACAGCUGCAGGAAGUUCUUGGGCGGGAUCUAACGGAAAAUGUAAGCCACUGUCCAGAUCUCCAGGUAUGGAAAUUAACAUCUGACAGACUAGGUUCGGGUUUGGUUGGACCUCUCCCCAUCAAAGAAAGCGGCCUUGAGAGGCGAUGGAGCUGACGCCUUAGAGAUCUCAGUGACUGACCAGAGUUUUGCUCCUCUUAUUGCUGAAUAUGAAAACUGUCAACGGGAGCUCACUGUGCAGCUGCAGUAUCACCAGGAAGAGCUGGGGAGAAUGAAAGUACAGCUUGGAAGUGUCAUCAAGGAGAAUGAGAGGUUGCACAGUGAGCUAAAAGAUGCUGUUAAGAAGCAGCUGGAGGCUCUGCCGUUUGACGAGGAGGUGGGGAGUGACAUCCAUGCCGAUGACGAGACAGUGAGGAAUCUCCAAGAACAGUUACAAGUAGCCAAUCAAGAGAAGAAUCAGGCCGUGGAACUCUGGCAGACUGCCUCACAGGAACUGGAGCGACUGCAGAGACUCUACCAGGAAUAUAUCACCAACACCCAGAUCCACGUCGCAGAAAGUCAGAAGCGAAAGGACCAGCUGACCAACUUCCAACAACUGACUGAGCAACUCCAUGUUACUAAUGAAAACAUGGAAAUGACCAACCAGCACUUUCUGAAGACGAUCUCGGAGCAGAGCGUGGAGAUCAGCCAGCUCCGCAGGCAGCUGAGGGAGGCCAAGUCGGAGCUGCGAGGCGCCGUGGCGAGAGUGGGAGAGUUGACCAAGAGGACUGGAGAGCUCCAGGAACAGAUGCAGAAGCAGGAGGGGGACGUGGCGUCUGCGCGGGGCAGAGAGGACGCGUCCGACAGGCGCCUGCAGCAGCUGCAGUCCAGCAUCAGACAGCUGGAGGCCAGGCUGCGCGUGGCCCUGCAGGACGCCAGCCAGCUGCGGGCGGAGCGGGCGCACCUGGAGCAGCAGAACACAGAGCUGCGGGCCCGGUGCGGCGAGCUGGAGGGGGAGAAGCGCGAGGCCGUCCAGCGGGCCAGGAGCAGCUCGCAGCUGCUGGAGGAGGCGAACUUGCAGAAGAGCCAGGCCCUGCUCGAGGAGAGGCACAGGGAGGAGGACAGGGAGAAGAUGCGGGAGGCGCUGGCCCGGGUGUUGCAGGACGCAGCCGUGAGGACCAGGAAGGAGGUCAUGAGUGUGAAGAAGCAGUGCAAUGCGCAGCUGUCCCAGAUGACAGAGGAGCUCUCGGCCCUCCAGAUGGAAUGUGCUGAGAAACAGAGCCAGAUCGACCGCGCCAUCAGGGAGAGAAAAGCAAUGGAGGAAGAGCUAGAAAAGAGCUGCCAGCAGGGCCGAGCGGCCGACGGCGGCCCCGGGAGGCUGGAGGAGAUGCUGGGCCGGUGGCAGCUGGCCGAGCGGGCCAAGGACGAGCUGCAGCUGCGGCUGAGGACCGCCGAGAGCAAGAUGAAGCGGCUGGAGGUCAGCUCCUCGGAAGAGAUCUCCCGGUGCCAGGAGCUGAUCCAGCGGCUGCAGGGCGUGCUGGAGGCGGAGCGGGAGAGCUGCGGGGCCGUCAGCGAGCAGAGGCUGCGGCUGCAGCAGGAGAACGAGCAGCUGCAGCGCGAGGCGGAGGAGCUGCGGAGGAGCGCGCUGGAGGCCCAGAAGACGGCCAGGCUGAAGGUCAGCACGAUGGAGCACGAGUUCUCCGUGAAGGCGCACGGGUUCGAGGUGCAGCUCCAGGAGCUGGAGGACCGGAACCGUGACUCCACCGCCGAGCUGCGGCGGCUCCUGGGGACACAGCAGAAGGCGGCCAGCCGCUGGCGGGAGGAGGCCAGGAAGCUCUCCGAGAGCGCCGAGGCGAGGAUCGGCGACCUGAGGGCCGAGCUGCGCAGGCAGAAGCACCACGCCCAGGAGCUGGCGUCUGAGCUGCAGGCGGCCAGAGACAAGGCACUCGAGAACGAGCAGCUCCUUCUCGAGCAGCAAGAAAAAGCCAAGAGGCUGCAGAGGCGGCUAAGUCAGGCCGAGCAGAGGGCAUCUGCUGCGGCCCAGCAGCUCAGCGCAGUGACAGCGCAGCGGAGGCGAGCAGCCUCCAUGGUGGACCUGAGACCGUCAAGUAACCCGGCGGGCGGCCGGAGUGCAGGGCUGUCCCGGCCCGGGCCUGAGACCAGCGAGGAGCCUGGCGGGACUGUUCCGGGCUGGGCCUGAGACCAUCUCGGAGCCCAGUGGACAGGACAGGGCCCCGCUGGCCGGCCGGAGUGCGGGACUGUCCCGGGCUGGGACUGAGACCAUCGCAGAGCCCAGUGGACAGGACAGGGCCCGCUGGCCGGCCGGAGUGCGGGACUGUCCCGGGCUUGGCCUGGGACCAUCACGGAGCCCAGUGGACAGGACAGGGCCCCGCUGGCCAGCCAGUGUGCAGGACUGUCCCGGGCUGGGCCUGAGACCAUCGAGGAACCCAGUGGACAGGACAGGGCCCCGCUGGCCGGCCGGUGUGCGGGACUGUCCCGGGCUGGGCCUGAGACCAUCGAGGAACCCAGUGGACAGGACAGGGCCCCGCUGGCCGGCCGGUGUGCGGGACUGUCCCGGGCUGGGCCUGAGACCAUCGAGGAACCCAGUGGACAGGACAGGGCCCCGUUGGCCGGCCAGUGUGCGGGACUGUCCCGGGCUGGGCCUGAGACCAUCGAGGAGCCCAGUGGACAGGACAGGGCCCCGCUGGCCAGCCAGUGUGCAGGACUGUCCCGGGCUGGGCCUGAGACCAUCGAGGAACCCAGUGGACAGGACAGGGCCCCGCUGGCCGGCCGGUGUGCGGGACUGUCCCGGGCUGGGCCUGAGACCAUCGAAGAGCCCAGUGGACAGGACAGGGCCCCGCUGGCCGGCCGGUGUGCGGGACUGUCCCGGGCUGGGCCUGAGACCAUCGAGGAGCCCAGUGGACAGGACAGGGCCCCGCUGGCCAGCCGGUGUGCAGGACUGUCCCGGGCUGGGCCUGGGACCAUCGCGGAGCCCAGGGCGGUGCAAGGCCCUGUCCCUCCAUGCCCACCCACUCUGCCCGCUGUGGGCCCCCAGGUCUGGUCACAGAGCUGGGGGAUGAGGCGGCCGAGAAGGGUCCCUGGGUCCCGGCCCAUUUCCGGGGAGAGCCAAGGCUCAGGCAGUGCCAGUCACGAGAAAGGGCUCCGGGGCGACGCUGGAUUCUGGCCGAGCUCGGGGAGUGCGGAGGAUGCUCGUCUCAGCAGCCGUCCACGCGCCUCUUCCGGGUGCCGAGUGGCUGUUGGAUACAAGUCAUGUCUAAUAAAUGUGCGA
Molecule: messenger RNA, 3345 nt
Organism: Sorex araneus (European shrew)
Lineage: Eukaryota; Metazoa; Chordata; Mammalia; Eulipotyphla; Soricidae
Gene: SCLT1
Product: sodium channel and clathrin linker 1
Exons: 21
Coding region: 349-2256 (635 amino acids)
Biological process (GO): cilium assembly; clustering of voltage-gated sodium channels
Cellular component (GO): centriole
Source: RefSeq, a predicted model, not a curated record